CCCUGCCUGAGGCGAGCCCGCCGCACCGGCGAACGGCCCCGCCGCACCGGUGAACCGCGGCCCGAGCCCUCCGGGUCUUCUCCCCUUCUCUCUCCUUCUCCCCUCAGCGCUGGGGGUUCGUCCCCGGGCGCUUGAGCCUGCUGCAAUGGUCCCGCCCGGCAGCUCCGGCCUCGGGGGCCUGCUCCGGGUGUCCGCUCGGGGCUGCGGGGUGAGCUCUCCUCCCAUCCGGCCUCAGCCGUUGCCUUUGCUCCCCUGUGACCUCCCCGUGCCUCCUGUCCGCCGCUUCUUUAGGUUUAAAAAGUAUUUCGGCCUACCCAGAUAACACAGUAGUGAAGAAAGAGUAUGCAAGAAUCUAUUCUCUUACAGCAGCUGUAGUAGGAGAGUUCUGGGCUAUGUGAUUAUCUGCCUCUUACCUGACUAGGAUCGGACUACAUGGAACUCUGGUGAUUAGACUGUUACUCACACUUGUCAUCAUGUUGGCAGAAGGCAUCUUAACUAAACUCGUAUAUAAAGAAAGCUGUCAUCAAGAUAAGCCUCGCAAAUCUCCUGCAUCCAAAAAGGAUAAAGAGGGAAUCUGGAGACAGAAACUUGUAGACAACCCAAAAAUCAAAGGCUUUGCUGAUGGAUACAAGAAGCAGGAUGAGAUCUCUGCUAGAAGUAGCAAAAUGGAACAUGGGAGCGGUCCUCAAUGGAGAUCCAUAAAAGAGGUACCUGCAAAAGAUCAGAAAAUGCUUGUUAAAGGAACCGUAUCACCAGCUUUACAUAUCCCCAAAAGAGAACAAAAUACUGAACAGAUGGACUUGUAUAGAUCCUGGUCAUGCAACAGCAUUUAUCAAAACUACCCUGACUUGCAUAUCGGGGGAGACCGUGUGGGGGACCAUAUGUGUGAUUCAGGUUGUGUUUUGGACCAUGUGUGUGAUGAGCUUCCUGAUGGCCCUGUUCUGCUGUCCAUAGAUAUUCCUCUAGGUCAGUUCCCUCUAUGUGAGCAUCCUGAAAAGCCAAGUAUAAAGUCCCUGUCUGGAGAUGAAGCUGGAGAAAGGAGUAGUAUCAUGCUCUGUGCGGAGCCACUUUCAAACUCUAUGCUCAACAAGUACAUGGAAACAAAAGUGGCAGAAUUUUAUAAACAGGUUUUUGAAGAAAAUUUGACCAGGUGUGGUUCUGUAACAAACCUCCUCACUUGCAGUUUGAUAAGGAAUAACCUGAAUCAGAUAAGCUUUCAGGUAUCACAGGAGCAGAAUAUAGAAACAUCAAAAGCCAGAGAAGUGCUCUUGCACUCUUUAGCUUUGUUUAGUUUGCACAACACUACCAAUAGAAAUAGCUCUGAAUUUAGUACUCCAAACUUACAAAUCUCAAACCCAGCAUGCAUGAAAAAGAGCUGCAGGAUGCAGUUUACAUCAUGACUGAUGUGUUUAGCUGAAGAGAUGAAUAUGAUUCGGAUACAAAUAUUUCACUCUAAGGAUUAGUUAGGGAAAUGAAAACAUUUACACGCUACAGACUUUUUCAAAUAAAUAUUUUAAAGCUUAAACCAUACUUUGUUAGUGGAGGAAGUAAAGGUUGUUUUUUUCUAAUAUAGAAUUUGAAAUUAAUUUCUCUGUGAAAUACUAAUCAACCGUAUUUUUGCAAUGUAUAUGUCCUUCUAAGACUCUGGCUGUGUGAGUAAUUGUAGUCACGUACCACUGGAUUUACUCCUGCAAGAAAAAUCAGUCAAGACGUGUGCUGGUAAAACUUUGCUCUAAGAGACUGAUCCGGCCAGCCAGUAAGUAAAAGAGUCAAAUUGUCUUUGAUGGACUUUGGAUUGGGCUAUAUAGUUGAAACCCGAGUUCUGGAAAUUCACAUUCAAAUUUUGCUUCUGCAAAGCUUGAUCACAGUGGCUGAAAAAAUAUUUCUUUGGUUUGGAAAUCUUGUCAGCAGAUGGAGGUGUUCAGGACUCUGGAUUAUUUUGUAUGUAUUAUCAUACAUAGGAAAUACAUUGACAUGAUACGUGAAUGAAGACGCUAAUAUUGUUGCUUGUGUAUGUUUGUACUGCAUAGGUGGAGUAUGUGACAAUGAAAAUUAGGUGAAAUAGUUGAUGAAGGUUGUAAAAGUAUUUAGUUUUCUGUAAAAAAUAAUAAAUCCUUACCUUUUUGAUGAAAUCCA
This is a messenger RNA of Harpia harpyja (harpy eagle), 2136 nucleotides long. Its product is annotated as TLR adapter interacting with SLC15A4 on the lysosome-like. The coding region runs from base 474 to 1400 and encodes 308 amino acids. Lineage: Eukaryota; Metazoa; Chordata; Aves; Accipitriformes; Accipitridae. Gene Ontology annotation, biological process: regulation of toll-like receptor signaling pathway. The transcript is spliced from 3 exons. The record is from RefSeq and is a predicted model, not a curated record.